This is a messenger RNA of Aspergillus campestris IBT 28561, 1996 nucleotides long. RefSeq lists its product as uncharacterized. Lineage: Eukaryota; Fungi; Ascomycota; Eurotiomycetes; Eurotiales; Aspergillaceae. The coding region runs from base 173 to 1582 and encodes 469 amino acids. The record is from RefSeq and is a predicted model, not a curated record. The transcript has a single exon.
UUCCUAUCGCUCACCCCACCCACACAACUUGCGUCCAAAGGGCGAUCGAACCUGGCGGGAAUUGAAAGUACUUCUCGAUAUGCCUACGGGAGUCAUUUAUUAUCCACCGUCCAGCCGCUGAUCUUGAAAUUCCGAAAUUGGAUUCCCCUGCCGUCGUUCGGCUGCGUAUUCGAUGUCCGCCGACUUGUUCGCGGAGUUCGGAGCUGGGGUUUCUGCUCGUCAGACUCCUGGGACGUCACGUCAAAAUAAUCAGCCCCAGACCAGUUCACUCAUUCCUGACCUCGAGGGGCUUGAUUUGUCUACUAAUUCUGCUCAUGGCGGGGAUGAAUCUACUCUGCGACCCGUCCAACCACGGACACUAACAGGCCAUGCCGCUUCUUCCAGUACCUAUGGUUUCUCUCAGCCUCCUCAUUAUGGAGAUAAUGACGGUGUACUCUUUGAUGCGAGUUUUGAAGAAACAGUUUCCAAUCACGAAAGUGACGACUGGGGUGAAUUUGAAGCCCCAGAGCCGCCCUCUGUACAAAGCCCUCCGGCAGGCUUCCCCGCCCCUCACGGCCCAAGGGGUCGCGACAUCCCGUCUAAUAGGAAAGACGUCCCACGGAAAAGUCCAGCUACUUCAUCCAAACAUAUUGACUUGCUUGAUUCAUUAUCGACUGAGGAUAAACCGCCGUCGCAAGGGAAAGGCGCUAGUAGAUCCGUCCAAGGCAGACAUGGACCCCCGAGUCGCACGAUCCCUUCUACGAAAGGGAAACGCUUAGAGCAAGAGGACUUUGAGGACGCUUUCGAGGACUGGGGUGAUUUUACCGAUGGGCCACCUGCGGAGCCUCCUCGGAUAGCAAGCUCCAAGGGCAAACCUACCCCGAAGUCUACAGGUGGUCGAGCUUCGCUGUCUCGUGUCCCCGAUAAGCCCGGACCGUCUUUCCAGGUGUCUAGCUCGAACAGCCCUUCUCUAUCUCCCGACCAAAUUCGUCCAACAAACAUACCGCCGCCGUCGGUCUUACUAGAGUUAUUUCUACGGCUCCUAGACCAACUACAACGGGAUGCCGUCCAAGCCAAAAAGAACUUGCAGGACAAGGAACGUCUAGAACAAUUGGCCUCGUUGAUCUUUUACACCCUCAAGGCGGCAGCACGGGUGGUUGCCGGCCGCACGCUGCGCUGGAAACGGGACAACAUUUUGAGCCAGAGCAUGCGGAUCGGGCCGGCGCGGUCGGGGAAGCCGGGCGGCAUGAAGCUCAACACGGUCAACAAAAACGAGGAUAUCAAAGAACGACAAGAAGCCGUGGACGUGAUCACCCUGUGGCGUGAUCGGGCGGCGCUCUUCAACUCUGUUCUUCAAGCUUCAGGAAAGCGACCGAUUCAAGUGAUUGCGGAGAACGUCCGAGUAACGACUGCUACUGCCAGUCAAGGAGCAAUAAAAGCAUCCCAUGCCUGUGCGCUUUGUGGGCUGAAACGGGACGAGCGUUUGCCCAAGGUCGACGAGAAUGUGGAGGACAGCUUCGGGGAAUGGUGGGCGGAUCAUUGGGGUCAUGCCGAAUGCAAGAACUUUUGGGAAAGCAGUGUCAAUCUUUUGGAUCGCCGAUAGAGCGAAUUUUGGAUAGGCUCAAAUGACACGGCGCUUCCGGUCGGGUAAGAGGCAGAGGUAGUCUCAGACCGAAUUCUGGAUGGUAUACGUUGACCUACAGUGGUUAAUCUCUCAGCAGUCUCACCUUACCAGCUCAGACAUGAACAUAAAUCGAGGUGAUCAAAGGUACCUCACAGCAGCGAGGGCUAUGUGCUAGGUAGUUGUAGAUAGAUACCCUUGUGAUGCGGUGGCUCAUUGGCCUUGUGGUCUCGGGGACCAUCAGCUCGACUCCUCUCGAUCACAAGCGCAAUGUCAAUCUCGACUAAGACCAGUAAGACCCAGUCUUGAGAAGGGAGUCAUCGCCCUCAUACGAAUCUCGCCCUCAUUCGAAUCUGCGCAUGGCGACAUCCUUGACCAUGCUGGGAGCACAAAAAA